AGAGUAUAUUAAAAAUGCUGUUAGUUUACGUAGUAUCUAUAACAACAAUUGAAUUGGCGGAAUGUUUUAAUAACCAUUUUGUUGUUCGUAAACAAGCCUACAUUUUUUCAAAAAAUUUGAAGUUUUUUGCAUGAUUUCAUGGCACAUUCGGCUAAAGAUUUGAUUAAUCCAAAACCACUGAGCUUAUUUCGAGAGAAAAUAAAUGAAAAUAUAGAGAAAAAGGUUUAUGCCAGUAAAAAAAGAGCGCCUCUAGGAAGAAGCUAUAAUCAACAAGAGAGACUUCCAUCUUCUGUAAAUUACAGAGAAACUUCUUUUGGACUUCCUUCAAUACAUGAGAGUGAUGCUGGUAUUUUAAUAAAUCCUCGAAAAUCAUCUAGAGAGGUAUACAGAGAAAAUCAAAUAGGUUCAGAGCUUUACAAGAAAAGUCAUAAUGUUUAUGACGUAGGUGAAACUUGUGAUAGAGGAUACAAUUGGUCAUACUUUCCUAAAUCAAAUGCAUUUGGAAUAGAAACUCCUCAUGAUAACAGAGGUCUAAAUACCAAGAAAUCAUUAAAAUGGUUUGAUCGAACAUUAUGUGACAAGUCAGUAAAGAUUAUUUCAAAACAAUUAGAUGAUUUUUGUGAGCGCAAUACUCCGAAAAUAGGAAUUUGUCAUGAUCCCCUUAAAAACACUUUAAACGUAGAUAGAAAUCAUGCAUUUGGCAUAAGAAUACCACUUGAUGAAACAUGUGCCAGAGAUUUAAUUUAUAUGAGAAACACUGUUUGUUCUUCUGUUGAAAAAAAUUAUCUUUUAUUUGUCAUAAUUAAAAUUAGAAAUCAGCUGCAAAAUAAAAACUAUGAAAACUUUGAUGAGUUAGAAAAUGCAUUUAUUUGUGAAGACAAGAAUCACACUGGACUGAUUGAUUUAUUAAAGAUUGAGGAGGUUUUUUUGAAAACUAGAGUUCCAAUCAAUAAGAAGCUACUGACUAAUUUUAUUCGGUAUUUGAAAUGGAGCAGAAACCAAAAAAUGAACUAUUCUCAGCUCAUUCAAAUACUUAAUUGGAAAGAGGAACUGUCUGAUGAUAUUGAAAAAAUAUUUGAAAUAAAAUCAAAUGCCAAUGACGUUUUACAAAAGGAUGAACCUAAGCAGAUACAAAAAGGAAAAAUAGACUCUAGUUCUCGAUCAUAUGGCAUCCCAAGCAUAAGAAAUGAUCUUCAUCCUCCGACUUUAAGAAAAAUUGGAGAUAUUAGGAACUAUGGAGACCAACACAACUUUUAUACCUUAAUGAAUCCAUCAAAGUUUUCAGAAUACGGCGUGGAACCUUUCGACUUAAGUAAAAAAAGAAGUUCAGAAGAGAUUAAGAAAAUUUUUACUGCCAUUGGAGUCGAAAUUACUGAUGAUGUUUUUUGUGAGUUGUGGGAAAAAGCACAAAAUAAAAGUUCAGAUGGACAGGUUUCUAUUGAGUUGUUUAAGUCCGUUUUACAUCAAAAAUCUGUUGAAGAAAUUAUGUCGAAUGUAGAACGUAUAAAAGUGAGUAAUGACUUUCAAGCAACAAUACACUCAGCUCUUGCAAACAAGCCAAAGUAUUAUCAGAAACUUAGCCAAAUCACAUGAUAAAGUAACCAUGAUGACGUUGAAUAUUUUGCUAGUAGCUAAUUUAUUUUUUAUAAAAUGAUUUUACGGAAUAUAUGUAUAUUUUUUAAAA
Messenger RNA from Hydra vulgaris (swiftwater hydra), 1684 nucleotides. Its product is annotated as EF-hand domain-containing family member B. The record is from RefSeq and is a predicted model, not a curated record. NCBI's taxonomy places the organism in Eukaryota, Metazoa, Cnidaria, Hydrozoa, Anthoathecata, Hydridae.